CGUAUUUUCUUCUGCGACAACAUAAACAUUAGUUUACAGAGGAGAAUGUGGAGGAAAGAGCUGCUCUCGCUUUCCUUUGCGUUUAAGCCAGCUAUAUUGUGAGUUUAAGUGUUUAGACAAGACACCCAUUCACAGCCGUAGACUGACCGCAUGAAACAAGCCGCAGUGCAGUUUUAAAGGCGCACGCAAGACACAACAAUAUGAUGGAGGAUUUCUCUGGUUUGGCUCUGCCUCCUCUGUUUGGAGGACACAUCCUCGAGGCAGAGCUGGAACCGGGAGGUGUGGAGCUGGGACCUGGAGAGGUGGAACUUGGCCCAGGAAGCAAUGAGCUGCUUGAAAACACAGUGCAAGAAGAUGGAGAGAGAAGAGCUCUUGAUAAACAGAAAUAUCUUGCACUCAGCAGGAGAUGUAAAGAAAUUGAACUGGUAAAUCAGAAAAUGCUGGGCCGCCUUCACCAGGUACAAAGAAUUACAAGGCGCUUGAAAAAAGAAAGAAGGUUUCUAAUGAAGACUUUAGAUGUUCAUGGGGAUGAUUACAGAAAUGCCCAGCUCACUAUAUUUAUUGAGGAUGAGCCUGGAACACAUUUAGAUCCUGUUACUGGAGUGGAGGAUGACCGUCUCAAUGGACUGUCUGGUUCCACGUCGUCUGCAGCAAUGAAUAAUGCUGCUGGACCAAAGAAAAGAAGGCUACGCAUUCCUAAAUCAGAGAAGGAUAAAGACCCACAGACUGAACCUGACUUGUCAGUGUUGGCAGACGCACAGUUUGGAGAAAUGCCCAGCCCAACCUCUCUGUCUCACUGAUCAUUGCACUACCCUGGAUCUGAUGAUGAAACAGGAGCACUCAGUUUCGUUAAUUGUUUAGCAGAUACUGUGCUUUAACAUUAUGAACAGAUAUGUUGAUCUAAAUCAAAAUUGAAAUGUAAGUUACCUGGUACAUCUAUACAGUACAUACAUAUAUUGUGUACAUAUUAAAUCUGCUUUCAUGUUUUGUACAGAGAUUUUUUUACACAAUUAUGUCCAUUGUCAGUUUGUGUCAACCCCCACACAAUUAGACAUUACAUUAAAUAAUACAUUCCUGGAUAUUGUCAACAAUUUCAUGGAUCAUGAUUCCGUGUGAGGAAGCAAAGUUAUGAGUGUUAAAAUUUGAUUCAUUGGAUCUGUUGUAUGAUGCAUAUAUUUUCUUGUGUUUUUUCUUUAAUUUAAACUCAAAGAUUUCUGAAGUGUUUGGAAAUGGUUAGUGUGGGUAUAAUAUUAUGUUUCUUGAUGUCUACCAGAACUAUACAGAUACUUCCCCAUGUAUUUUUUUCUACAGUGCUUCAAUUAUACAUCAAAACUAUUUCAAUUUCAGGUGUAAAUAAAAGAAAUUGUUUCUUUAAUUUGACAAAA
Molecule: messenger RNA, 1385 nt
Organism: Solea senegalensis (Senegalese sole)
Lineage: Eukaryota; Metazoa; Chordata; Actinopteri; Pleuronectiformes; Soleidae
Gene: tfpt
Product: TCF3 (E2A) fusion partner
Exons: 7
Coding region: 201-800 (199 amino acids)
Biological process (GO): positive regulation of apoptotic process; apoptotic process; apoptotic signaling pathway
Cellular component (GO): Ino80 complex
Molecular function (GO): DNA binding
Source: RefSeq, a predicted model, not a curated record